AUGGUCGUGGGACAUCAGUUCCACAUGGAGGGCAGAGAGGCGUGGGCGUUGAACACCCUGAAUCAUGGUCUCCUAGAUGGCAGACACGUCGUCGUGGAUACACGAAGUGGUGGCUCUGCAAAUACCAUCAGCGAUCCUCCUGUCAUGCCUGACCACCCUCCGCCGCCGCCCCCUCUGGUCACUCAUACACCAACAUCUGAACCAAAUGAUCCCCCUACCGCUGUUUCUGCUGCUCAGGACGGCCCGUCCGACAUGGGCAUGACCGUGCUCAGUAUCGCCGUCGGAGCUGUUGCAGCCUUCAUCAUAAUUCCAGCCCUGGCCGUCGUUGCAUAUCUCUACAUCCGGCGAUGGAGGAGGAGCGGAAAUACAACAUAUGACAGCCUGGACGGCGAGACGCAAGAUGACGAUGAGGACUACUUUUCGAAUGCCACACAUCCUCACUACCAUGAUGAAAUCCAGCUCAAAGACUACGAGAACGAGAGCAAGCCAUCUUUUGAAGAAACGGGGGAUCUAGCCACGCCCGCGAGCGCGAUCCAUGUCAUCCCAGCAGAUCUUGGACCAUUUUCACCAGGGAUGAAGAAGACUAUGGCACUGGGCUCGGGGACGAUCCGGUCGCCUGGGGCAUAA
Molecule: messenger RNA, 627 nt
Organism: Pestalotiopsis fici W106-1
Lineage: Eukaryota; Fungi; Ascomycota; Sordariomycetes; Amphisphaeriales; Sporocadaceae
Exons: 1
Coding region: 1-627 (208 amino acids)
Source: RefSeq, a predicted model, not a curated record